AUGAGCGACACUGAAGGCAACCGAGAGGAAAUCGACCUCCUCGUCGAGGCCUUCGUACGGGGCGAGGCUCUUCAGCAUCAUGAUUUCAAGGACGCUAUUAUCGACUCUCUCAUCCAUGCAGUCGACACGCCUGACGAGCAAGACACGCGAUGGUAUCCGGAGUCUGCCACUAUCGAUAGGGCAUACAGAGGCACUCCGGAGAGUUCGCCUCUUCAAAAGCUGCUAGUCGACAUGCAUUUCUUCCACGGACGUGCAGAGUGGUUGGAUGGAGCGACCAACACCGAUUUCUUUAGAGACCUCGCCAAAGAACUUCUGCAAGAUCGCGGAGACUUCGUAACUAGGGCUGAUCGGACUCGAUCACAGCUGGCUGGUUGCUCAUAUCAUAGCCACGGGACCGAGAACGCGUAUUACAGCGUUGUUUCGUAG
Molecule: messenger RNA, 426 nt
Organism: Cercospora beticola
Lineage: Eukaryota; Fungi; Ascomycota; Dothideomycetes; Mycosphaerellales; Mycosphaerellaceae
Source: RefSeq, a predicted model, not a curated record